Grammomys surdaster is the source of this 1444-nucleotide messenger RNA. It is a transcript of the gene Rnf181, whose product is annotated as ring finger protein 181. Gene Ontology annotation, cellular component: cytoplasm. Gene Ontology annotation, biological process: protein ubiquitination. The record is from RefSeq and is a predicted model, not a curated record. Gene Ontology annotation, molecular function: ubiquitin protein ligase activity. The transcript is spliced from 5 exons. Bases 34 to 660 code for a protein of 208 amino acids. Lineage: Eukaryota; Metazoa; Chordata; Mammalia; Rodentia; Muridae.
GCUGUGUCAGACAAGCCCGGCUGCCCAGGAGCCAUGGCGUCUUAUUUUGAUGAGCAUGACUGCGAGCCGUUGAACCCUGAGCGUGAGGCCCGUAAUAACAUGUUGCUGGAGCUCGCGAGAAGAGUGCGCGGGGCUUGGAGCUGGGCCCCAGGCAGCAGAUCACUCUUUAAUAGGAUGGACUUUGAGGACCUGGGAUUGGUAGAUUGGGAGCACCACCUUCCCCCACCAGCUGCCAAGGCUGUGGUGGAGAGCCUCCCUAGAACAGUCAUCAGUAGCUCCAAGGCUGAUCUCAAGUGCCCCGUGUGUCUUCUGGAAUUUGAGGAGGAGGAGACUGUCAUUGAGAUGCCCUGCCAUCAUCUCUUCCAUUCCAACUGCAUUCUGCCCUGGCUAAAGAAGAGAGAGCAGGGGUGGGAGUCAGGAGCAGGAAAGGGCUGGAAUACUGCUCCUGAUUUUUCUAGACAAAUUCCUGCCCUCUGUGCCGCCAUGAGCUGCCCACUGAUGACGACAGUUAUGAAGAGCACAAGAAAGACAAGGCUCGGAGGCAGCAGCAGCAGCACCGCCUGGAGAACCUCCACGGAGCCAUGUACACAUGAGGCAGCAGCUAGGGCUGAGAGCUCAGCCUCUCUGAUACCUCCCCUUUGCACUUUCAGUCUUCAUUAAAGGUUUCUUUACCCGCCCUGCAGCUGCACUGCUCACCAGCUGAAGCGGGGGCUCCAUCUGAAUCCUCCACCCUGCUGCUAGCCAGAAAGACGUCCAAGGUGUCGAAUGGCAGAAGGUGUCAGGCUGCAUUUCCCUCUCUGUCAGCCUCUAGACUUUGGGUGGUGGGGCCCUGGAACAACCAGAGCUUGGGUCUGAGUGUUCUUUUAGAAGUCAAACUGUGUUAGAGCCUGGCACUUUGUAGCUAUUUAAAACUGAUAAAUUAACUUGCACCACCCCCUUCCGGAAAUCUCUAGUUAACCUUGGAACCUUUAGUUAACACUGGAAUCCUGGGGGUGUUCUUUAUUUCCACAGAGAAAACUUUUAACAUUGUAAAAGUUGCUCUCUGUAUCCCGCGCCCCCCAACCCCCAUCAAGGAAUCAAAGUUCAAGCCAGACUGAGUAGGGGAAAGAAGUGAGACUAUGAAGCCAAGCCAGUUCUUUAUAAAGGGGACAAGCCCUUGUGGAGGUUUUGAAAGUGGGUUUCACUCUGUGACCUUGGCUGGCUUGGAACCCACUGUAUAGACCAGGCUGGCCUUGAACUUAGUACCACUAUGCUCACACCCUUAUGAUGUAUUUGAAUGGCAUCUGUCACUCUUAGUUUCUGGCAACCUCAAGAAUCUUUCCUGGAGGAAAGGACUUCUUUCCAUCCCUCCCUGCUGGAUCGGACCGUCUCUGAAUCUCCGGAACAGACUGCAAACAUGCAAAUUAGAAUUCUUUUAAUAGAUAUAAAAAAAAGUACUAAAAUA